Molecule: messenger RNA, 456 nt
Organism: Acanthosepion pharaonis
Lineage: Eukaryota; Metazoa; Mollusca; Cephalopoda; Sepiida; Sepiidae
Source: the annotation of a GenBank genome assembly
AUGUUCUAUCAAGGACGGUAUGAGUUGGGACAGAAUUCAAAAUUGUUUUGUUGUUUUCUUUCUUUUAAGAAAAAACGUGUUAUGUUAAUUACUUGGGAUCCUACCUGCAAUAAUGUGCGCCAGAUUUACACUAGCCGGAUCGUAGUUGUAGAGAGAAACCCUUUUAAAAGCGAUUUUAACAUCUAUCUAUCUAUCUAUCUAUCUAUCUAUCUAUCUAUCUAUCUAUCUAUCUAUCGGUCUAUUCAUUAUCUAUCUCUAAACUACUUACUGACUUUUAAACUUUUAACUUCAGCUCUUAUUUUAAUGUCCGAUGAAAAUCUAUCUAUCUAUCUAUCUAUCUAUCUAUCUAUCUAUCUAUCUAUCUAUCUCAGUCAGUUUUUAUCUGUCUAUCUCAGUCAAAAUAUGAGACUAUUUUUUAAAAUUCUUGACAUUGUCUUUCUUUAUUUAUUUUCUUGA